AUCAGUUUCUCAAGAGUGAGGAAGGGUUUUUACGUCUUCCAGAGCUUGACAGUAGCGGUAUUGUAAGAUACAUGGACUUUGCAGAAGACAGUUUCUUUGGUUAUCUUGCUCUUCAGCUCUGUGAAUACACUCUGGAUGAGUACAUUAAUACACACCUGUCCAAGGACGACACUCCUGCCCUGAUGAAAAUCACUCAAGAGGUGCUCCGCAGUUUAAGUGUCUUUCAUGGUCCAACUACCAAAGUCCUUCAUCGGGAUAUCAAACCUCAGAAUGUUUUGAUAGAUAUCAAUGGAAAUGCAAAAUUGGCAGAUUUUGGCAUAAGUCGCAGAUUGACAGUGGAACAAACAACUCGAUACACAGUCCCUGCGGGAACAAAAUGCUGGAUGGCCAAGGAGACGUUAGACAAACAAGGCUCUGGAUAUAAGAGGAGCUCUGAUAUACAGGUGGCUGGGAUGUUGGUAUACUACGUCCUUUCUGGUGGACACCACCCCUUUGAAGGUCCACUUGGUGAGGAACUUGAACAGAAUCGAAACAUAAUCAAGGGGACUUACACACUAGAACAUGUGGCAGACGAGGUGGCAAAAGACCUCAUUGAGUGGAUGAUCAAUGAAGACCCUGAUGAGAGACAAAUGCAUAAGAAGUCUUGUUCGACGUCGUUGGUUUACUAA
Messenger RNA from Oncorhynchus mykiss (rainbow trout), 668 nucleotides. The record is from RefSeq and is a predicted model, not a curated record. NCBI's taxonomy places the organism in Eukaryota, Metazoa, Chordata, Actinopteri, Salmoniformes, Salmonidae.